UUGCGUCUGGGAAGAACAACCAGCGACCAUCACAGCGUGCACAGCUUGAGCUGCCACGACCCCACCGGGCCUGUGGCUGAGCCGGUGCCGUCAUACCUCCGCGACCGAUUCUCCCUGCAAACGAGGAAAGGCAAUCUUGCAUUCCCGUUGGUAGCAAGCAUCGCCUAACACCAUGGCACGACGACGGAACAGUGUCAUUGUCGCUGCUGUCUGCUAUCUGAUUGCAAUCAUCUUUCUCAUUCUCGUGCUGAUAGGGAAUACGUCCAACAAGCCGGUCCUCAGAGAUAUCUUCUUCUUCCGCCUCGACGUCGCAAAUGUCAUUCCAAUCUCCACCGCCGCCGAUGCCACCCUCCUCAACACCAAUGCCCGGACGCUAGGCCUUCACGAUUUCUACCAGAUCGGCCUAUGGAACUUCUGCCAGGGAUACAGCGAUGAAGGCGUCACCGAGUGCUUCAAGCCAGAGGCUCUCUGGUGGUUCAACCCGAUCGAGGUGCUGACGAGCCAGCUCUUCACCGGCGCCGUCAUCGCGCUGCCGCAGGAGGUGACGACGAUCCUCACCGUCCUGCGCCUCGCCCAGCAGAUCAUGUUCGGCUUCUUCCUCUCGGGCAUCUGCCUCGCCUUCGUCAUGCUCCUCGUGUCGGCCGUCGCCAUGCGCUCGCGCUGGUGGUCGCUGCCCCUCGCCAUCUUCGCCUUUCUCGACGCCCUCCUCGUCACCGUCGCCAGCAUCCUCGGCACCGCUAUGAGCGUCGUCGCCAAGUACGCCCUCACUGCCCAGUCCGAGCUCAACCUCCGCGCCAGCCUCGGCCCUCGCAUGUUCGCCUUUAUGUGGGUUGCCUCGACCGCGACCAUUGUCGCCUUUUUCGUACACGCCAUCAUGGGGUGCUGCUGCCGCCGGCACCCGCUCGACGAGCGGCGCACGAAGAAUGGAGCCGACGCCCGACGGGAGCCAGGCCAUCCUCGGAACCGAAAGCCACGACAUCGACGAGGCGGAGGACGGGCCCUGGGUGCCUUUUUCGGCAUAGGAAAGACAGGAAAAGGAGAUGGAGUGGCAGAGAACAAGAGCACAACGCACACUUCGACAUGA
Verticillium alfalfae VaMs.102 is the source of this 1084-nucleotide messenger RNA. RefSeq lists its product as hypothetical. The record is from RefSeq and is a predicted model, not a curated record. The transcript is spliced from 2 exons. The coding region runs from base 173 to 1084 and encodes 303 amino acids. Gene Ontology annotation, cellular component: plasma membrane; cell cortex of cell tip. NCBI's taxonomy places the organism in Eukaryota, Fungi, Ascomycota, Sordariomycetes, Glomerellales, Plectosphaerellaceae. Gene Ontology annotation, biological process: fungal-type cell wall organization.